Messenger RNA from Dermacentor andersoni, 1937 nucleotides. Lineage: Eukaryota; Metazoa; Arthropoda; Arachnida; Ixodida; Ixodidae. The record is from RefSeq and is a predicted model, not a curated record.
UUGGCAAAUCCAACAGUGAAAGUGGGAUCACACCAUUAAUGAAAGAACGCCUAAAGCAAGAGGUGGGGCAGCUGAAAGAGCAAGCGCGGUUUUCCUCAAUUAUUGUGGAUGAAAUGGCUAUAAGCUCCAAAUACAUCUACGAUCGUAAAAUGGACUGCUUUUUUGGUCAGCAAACUGUGAGAGAAGACGCUGGGACAGGAGAGAAUGUAAACAACAUCGUGCUUGCCAACAAGGUGCUGUGUUUCGUUGCAACAGGCCUGUCCACGUCGUACAAAAUUCCUUGUGGCUUUUUCUUCACUAACCGAUUAAGUGGCAAGCUCCUGUAUCAGCUGACAAAAGAAGUGAUCGCUGAAGUUGAAAAGUGUGGCCUCUACGUCGUCCGGAUCGUCACGGAUAACCACAAGAUUAAUGUCACAAUGAUGCGCCACCUGGGCAAUGGCUCCCUCAAGCCAGUGGUCAGUCAUCCAUGUGAUCCAGAAAGAAGCCUAUUCUUGUCCUUUGACCAGUGUCAUAUUAUAAAAAACGUGCGAAGCCUUCUUCUGGACGGGGAAAUGACAGAUGGCAGUCAGCCAAUAACUGGAGAGUUUGUGAAGCAGCUCUAUGUCCUUCAAAAAAACGAGAUUGUGAAACCAGUUCGAUUCCUGACACAGAAACACAUAGAGCCAACUAAUUUUGAGAAGAUGCAUGUGGGCAGAGCAGUGCAGCUGUUUUCCGAUGAAGUUAUCUCGGCGCUUUCCUUUUUGAAAGAAUACCCCAGUUACCACCCUCAGGCAGAACAGUUCAGGAACGCAGACGCAACAAUAUUGUUUAUGAAGAUGAUGCAGAAGUGGUUUUCCAUCCACAAUGUGGCCAACCGAACAGCACAUGUGCAUAUGAGAAAGCCUGACCAAAUGCACUUUUUUUGCGCUACCGACGAACGCCUACAAUGGCUUGAGAAGGAGUUCCCAGACUACCUCGAAACUCUCUACAAUGCCUGUAAAAGGAGCGGGAAAAAGUUUCUUAGUGCUGAAACCUACGAAGCUAUCUUGCUGACAAGCAAAUCUACGGUACUAUGCAUUAAGUACCUUCUCGAGAGCGGCUUCUUUUAUGUUUUAACAAGGAACUUCUCGAGCGACCCCGUCGAGCUCCUCUUCAGUUCUUUGCGGCAAAUGGCUGGCGGCAACGACUGUCUCGAUGCAAGAGCCGUGACAUUUAGCCUGGAGAGGAUCUUGCGGACUGGCAGCCUGUGCCCAUCCCAAGCUUCAAACGUUGAAAACGGACAGACUGUUUUGAGUAUGCAUGGUGCCUCCCUGAAUGUGACGUCCUCCGAAUUUGAUGUUCCGGCUGAAGCAAAAGCACAGGCAACCACGCAUGAUUCGACCGAGACAGCGCAAGUUGCCCCAGCCAGGUUCACGGGCACUGAAGAUUUUGUGAUGCACAUUGACGAGCUCUUCACAUCCCUGAAAGCGAUGCCUCUGCAGCGGCCCCCAUCAACCAUAGCAAAUGCCAGCAUCGCUUAUAUAGCAGGGUUCGUGGCGAGAGCAGUUGAGGAGCGGAGAACAUGCAGCUUCUGCCCUCCCCUCCACCAGUCGGAUGGACCCAGCCCCGUGCUGAUGGGGCUUAUUGACCUGCAAUCAAGGGGUGGGCUAACCUUCCCAAGGUCAGAAUUUGUCACGGUCCUUGUGACCGUUAAGAAGGCUGUUGACAUUGCCCUGCCGCACAUAAAAAAGAGCAACGUGCGUCAGCAGCUGGCUGAACUGUUAUUGCCUCGACUAGAGCAGUGCCCCCUUUUCGUUUGCCCAGCAAGGGAGGACCACGCCUCAAGCACACUAUCUGUAGUGUUUGAUAAGUUCAUGAGGCCACUCCUCGCCAACGUCGGCGCUACUGUGACAGACAGGGCUGCUUACCGCAAGAAGCUGGCCUGCAAGCCACUGCACAGGAAAGUGCUCCGUGUUUAA